Molecule: messenger RNA, 622 nt
Organism: Cuscuta epithymum
Lineage: Eukaryota; Viridiplantae; Streptophyta; Magnoliopsida; Solanales; Convolvulaceae
Source: the annotation of a GenBank genome assembly
GGCCUCAUCUAAAUUUUUGCCUCAAGUCUACAUAUACCUAAACACGGCCCUGCCCUGGAUCACAUUUGGUGCUGGAAUUGUGUGUACUCUAUUGGGAGCAAAGAUGGACUACUCCAAUGGAUUGUGUGCAAUCUCUCACCCCGGCUAUCUAUUCACUGGAGCAAUUCUUUGGUUUGGGCUCAGUCUCUUUUCCGCUAUGGCUUAUAUCACCACCCUUCCUAGCGUACAUGUUUUUAUCUUUGGUGAUAGACCCUCCGAAUGAUCAAUUUUCACGUAAAUGUUGGAGGCUAUGUUGCACGGAAACGCAAAAAUCAUGGACACGGGAAACAUCAACUUUUGCUCAAAAAAAGGUUUGUUUGGAAAGUUUCCAAUAAAUUUUGGUAGAGUUUCCGAAACGGAAACGUACUCUCAAGGUUUGUUUACAAGAACUAAAAAGUUGCAAAACGUUUUACCGGAUGACAAAGACAAUGCCAUUCAAAUUCUUGAUUUUGUGAAGAUUAUGGGUUGCUAUCCGAACACAAAAAUUGCUUAUAGGAUACUAUUGACAGUACUGGUAACUAUGGCCACUGCUGAAAGAAGUUUUUCAAAGUUGAAGAUUCUGAAAAAAUUAUUUGCGAUCGAC